AUGCCGGCGAAGAAAGCCAAGCGAUCGAUCAUCGUCGACGCGAUCCAGCGUGGCCACCUGUCUAUCCUCCAGGCGUUCGGCCAGGAGUUGUCCCAGGUCUUCGCAACCGAGGUUUUGCCGAAGCUCGAUAUCAAGGACACCCUCUCGCUCGCGAAGGUGAACAAGGCGUUCAACGCGGCGGUAUGGAACGAGCACGGAGUCGCGUGCAUGAAAGACAAGAUGAAGGUAAAUGAAACUCAGAUAUCUCCGAUGCUCUGGGCAGCCAGCGUUGGCAACCUUUCGGCGGUGAAGGCACUCGUAAAGGCUGGACAAGACCUGGAUGAGACGGGGAUUUUCCAUACGGUGAAUUGUGUGUGCUGCGGCGAGCUCGUUCAGUAUCCCAAGCAGACUAUGUUGCAGGUCGCCACUAGAUGUGGUCAUGCAGAGGUCGUUGCAUUCCUUAUCCAAGCUGGAGCUGAUGUGAAUAUCCUUUGUGGAAUAGAAUCAAGGUCUGCGUUACUGGAAGCUUGCCGUCAGUGCGCGUUGAAGUGCGCGAGGUUGUUGAUCGAAGCAGGUGCCGAUGUAAAUACGACGGACAAGUACAUGUCAACGCCGCUGAUUUCGGCCUCUCUAUCACAUACAAAAAAUCCCCUCGUGCAAAUGCUAAUUGAUGCGGGUGCGAACGUCAAUCACUCAUCCGCCGAAACCGAAACGAUGAUGUUGCGCGAUGAUGGCGACACAGCUUUGCACCGCGCGGCGCGUUACGGCAUCGGAGAGACAGUGACAGCACUUCUCCAGGCUGGUGCGCAUGUCGACGCAAAAAGUUCGACCGGCAAGACAGCGCUAUGCUACGCUGCUCUGUCCAAGGAGCUCGUCAUCUUUAAGGAGCUGAUGAAGUGGGGAGCUAGUGCGUUACCUCUCGCUCUCGACUAUGCAAAAUGUCAUGUGGAACUCGAGGCUUUCAAAGAUGAUGAGACUGACUCUGAGUAG
Micromonas commoda is the source of this 969-nucleotide messenger RNA. RefSeq lists its product with no specific name. Gene Ontology annotation, molecular function: protein binding. The transcript has a single exon. The coding region runs from base 1 to 969 and encodes 322 amino acids. The record is from RefSeq and is a predicted model, not a curated record. Gene Ontology annotation, cellular component: nucleus; cytoplasm. NCBI's taxonomy places the organism in Eukaryota, Viridiplantae, Chlorophyta, Mamiellophyceae, Mamiellales, Mamiellaceae.